AUGCCUCAACAAGUGUAUCCAGAACGCGAGCUAGAGGAAAGCCGAAAAGACAGGAGCGAGCUUAAUUUAAGCAAUAACAGAGACCAGCAGACGAGAAACGAACUUUCCGAACAACUAUCGCAAACCUUCGGUCCAACUUUGUUCGUAAUGAAGCUAGCCGGAGAUUUCUUUGGCGAAACAACUUUGACCGAGCCGCGAGACUUGAAUUCGAACUGGGGAAACUCGGCUUACUGCAUUUCGCGUUUCUACAGCUCGUUUGUUGUUUUAGCCGAGUGGUUGCUGGUUGUUUUGGGGCUGAUAACUCUUUUUUAUCAAGGUUUGACGUCCAUGAAUGUUUUCCUAUUCUUGUUAAUCGCAAUUACUUAUUAUAUUCAGUGUGCUUCCAACGCCACUAUUUGUUCCGUGGUACUGCCACUCGUGAAAAGAAAAAAUACCCGAUUUUCCCAGUUUAUCUCUGGCGCCAUGAUGACCGCAACUGACCUCGAUGGAGUGAAACGCAAAACUCUGCAAGGUUUAGUGAUUGCAUGUUUUGUUGCUGUGAUGAAUCUUGUUUGUAUCACCCUCUUUUCACUCUAUAAUGGCGGAAUAAUCUCUAAAUACAAACCGUGGAAUGGUCACUCAGCAGUGAGAGUAAUCGAGCUCGCACCCGCAAUAUACGGUUCCUUUUCCUGGAGUCUACCAGUGCAGCUGUACUGCGCAACGUGCUUGGUUCUGGAAAGAAUGUUUGAAACGUUAAAAAAGAAAGUUGAAUCCAGUCUCGGUACAGAACGCCCUUUGACCAUUGCCUUUGUGCGCCAAGAGCAUAUGCGACUGUGCAAGCUUCUUGAGAUGGCUGAUAGGGUGUUUUCACCUAUCUUGUUUGUAACUGUCAUUCUGUACAUACCUCUGAUCUGCGCCAAUUUAUACCAGCUCAUCCAGUCAACCAAAAAUUGGUCGAGCGUAGCGGGAAGGGUUUCGUUUAUCGCUUACCUUUGUUGGAGUAUAUCUCUAGCAUCUAUACUGGGAGUGCUGUGCCUAUUUGGAAGUCGAGUAAACGAGAAGGUAUGAUAUAUAAUAGUGAGAGAGGCGAAUCCAGGAUUUUUGCAUGAAGUGGGGGUGCAUCACUAAGGACCUACCAUUUCUAUGGCGUUUAACAUAAAUUCUUCAGUCUCGUCUCAUGUUUCACUUCAACACCAAUAAACUACAAAGCUUUUUUUUUGGCAGAAUACCAGUUGUAUUAGAAAGCCGCAGGUCAUCUCAGGGGUGGGGGUGGGGUGCUCACCCCCUGCACCCUCCCCCUAAAUCCGCCCCCUGAAGAGCUGCAUGUUGAAAUGCAUUUGUUUGAGUUGUGGUUGUUAAUUUAGUGUUGAAAACAGCGAAGUAUUUGCUACAAUAAUACAUACAAUCGCGUAACAAUUUUACAGCAAAUUGGAAUAACUGUACCAAAACCAAAAGCUAAUCGUGCUUGCAUGCCUUGGUACCUAUUUUAGUCAUUUAAUAAAUAUUUCAUAUUAAUUCAAACUACUCGAGUCAAUAAGAGAAAGUUAAGAAUUUGCUUUUAAUCAAACUAUAUAUUCUUAUUUUAGGCUCACAGUUUUUAUGAAACAUUACAAAUGUGCCAAGUUUCUGCAAAGGACGUCGAAGACAACUCAGAGGUGAGUACAUAUAUCUUUUCUGCAGAAUUUUUUAUGGACGUUUUUAACAUAAGUUUCCAGGGUGCUAAAGUUUACUCUCUCUCAAACGUUUUAAGGAAAAGGUUAAGUCAAUUCUUAUUGAUAAAUAUGAAUUGCAGAUUUAUCAACACUAUAUUUUUUCUGGCUUUCCGUUGUUUAAUGCUGGCAUACCUAGCUUUCUUUUGCUGUCUUUCUUCCACUGACAAGGAAUCCGGAAUCCAUUACUUUGAAUCCGGAUUAAACAGUGUGGAAUCCAAAAAAAAAUCAUAGCUGCAGUGAAUGCUCGGUUCUCAUUUCUUUUCUUGUCAUUUUAUUACUUUUGGUAGAAAUCGCAAAAAAUCAUAAUGUCAGUUCCUAAUGAUAAAUGGCUGAUAACAUUUGGACUCGAACUGUAGGUGCUUUAGCUUUUCGUACCUUAUUCUUUAAGCAGUAAUUGAUGCUAAUGAGUACGUUUAAUCCGAGCACUGCGGUUUAAUCCGGCCUUAACUAACAGUUAUCCUGCUUCAGCCAAGAUAUGCAAUUCCACAAACAUUUUAAAAAAAUGUUUCAUACUUUGCAGUGAAACCUCUGGCCUGAGGCUUGUGGACCCACUUGAGCUUUGAAUAUGUUGACGUUAUUUCUGUGGUAGAUAGGAGUACAAACCAUGCCUGAAAAUUGCUGUCGAUUUGUUAAUUGGAGUGUGCACAGAGUUUCAAAAGAGAGACUAAUGUCAUGCAUGCAUAACUAACAUUAACAAAAUAAGCGAUCUUUUAAUAACUUUUUCUUUGUCCACAGUUGAUGCUGUUCCUUGCGCAUGUGCAGGGCGAUGGUAUUGGUUUUUCCGCAGGUGGAAUGGCGGUGAUCAAUAAAUCUUUCUUUCUCACGGUAUGACACCAAAUAACUCUUAUCUAUCUGGGAAGUCUGCUGUGGGAAUUUAAUGCUUUCAAAACGCGACUCAAGUUUAGUUAGUCUGGUGAAGCAUGCAAAGGGUUAUUCAGGGUGAGUUGCUUGGGAAGUUUCAAAAUACACUAUCAAAAUUACAGCUGAUACCCCAAGACAAAUUAAGAGCAUUAGCUAAGAUACCAUGUGCCCGUCCUUAAUGAGAUGUAGUUCCUCAUUUUGUUACCAUCAACGAUAUGUAAAGUGUAAAGGAAACUCCUCCGUCCAAGAAGUCUAAGAAAACAACCAGGUGACGAGUAAAGUGACUGAGCUCAAGAAGUCCAUAUAACAAAAAUAACCUUAACAUUAAUAUACAACAUUAAAUUUACUUCAGAAAUAAUUUACAUGCAGUACACUAAACUCACACAAAAGUGCAAAAAUAGAGGAAGGAAGAAAGACUGAAGAAAGGGGAAAAUGAAGUAAAAGGAAGAAAAAGGGAAAAAUGCUCGAUAUGAUUUGAAUUUUAGCGGCAGUGUCAAUUGCCACACAUGAUUUGAAACUAUCAUUCCUCCAGUGAGCCAGGUCUAAGCGUAUUUGUGACUGACUGGGUUUCCAUACUAGCCUCACGAACUAAUAACCUUUAACUUUUACUUUGUUUCAGCUUGUUGGAAUUAUCGCGUCGUAUUUUGCCGUGCUUCUUACCUUACCAUCCUGAGGGAAGCGGAAACUACAGAGGCUUCAUCAGUUAAAAGGGGUCAAAAAACAUUGCUAGGCUUCAUCGUAAAGCCAUUCAUCAUAUUGCUUCAUUUUUGCAUUAUAAAGGAGGCUGAAAUCUUAAACAGGAGCACACUCUGAUACCGGACGGUU
Molecule: messenger RNA, 3377 nt
Organism: Porites lobata
Lineage: Eukaryota; Metazoa; Cnidaria; Anthozoa; Scleractinia; Poritidae
Source: the annotation of a GenBank genome assembly